Myodes glareolus (Bank vole) is the source of this 3613-nucleotide messenger RNA. It is a transcript of the gene Fbh1, whose product is annotated as F-box DNA helicase 1. The record is from RefSeq and is a predicted model, not a curated record. Gene Ontology annotation, cellular component: nucleus. Gene Ontology annotation, biological process: double-strand break repair via homologous recombination; replication fork processing. Lineage: Eukaryota; Metazoa; Chordata; Mammalia; Rodentia; Cricetidae. Gene Ontology annotation, molecular function: 3'-5' DNA helicase activity; hydrolase activity; ATP binding.
GGCAGAGAAGGGGCGGAGCUCGCGGAGGAAGUCUGCAGCCGUCUCGGCUCGCUGUCUGAGCCGAAGGAGGGGUUUGCUGGUCGGGGGAAGGCUGGAUGUCCAGCGGCACCGGCCGGGUGGUGUCGGCGGCGGGGUCCUGGGCCGGGCCACCAUAGUGCGUGAGAUUGUGGACUUGGCGUGGGUGAGACGAUUCAAGCGGAAGCAUCUUACAGCAACUGACUGCCAGCAUUUGGCCCGGAAACAUUUGGCCGCGACUCAGCCCUUCAUUCAGAGAUGGACAAGCAGAGACCCGAACCAUGGCCUCUAUCCUAGACCCAGAAGAAAAGGAGGCGAUAGAGGUCGAGGAUAUCAGAGAUUAAUUACUGACUUCUUCCUAGCUGAAUACCAGCAUUGUACCAAUGACAUGGCCAAAAGCAAUUCUGUUGACCGGGACAGCUGUCAGGACUCUAAGGGUGAUAUGAUUUUUCCUGCAGAGAGCAGCUGUACUUUGCCUCAGCACAAUAAUGGAGAAGAGAGGCUGGGCUCUUCAGGGUCUGCUCUUCCUGCCAGGAAACGGUCUCGUUCCUUUGAGGAAGAGAGUAAUAAAGCUGAAGAGGCCAGCCAGUGGGAUGGAGUUACUAAGAAGACUCCACGCCAUCGUUUAUAUUCAUCAUGCACAAGGCUUAGGGAGGUCAGGCAAGAAGCAGAGGAUGGUUUGUCACAGUGCUCUACGGUGUCUAGAGAACCUGGCCAGGACAUUGAGGACAUUGGUCCUGAUCCCUUUCCUGACUCAUACUAUGGCCUUCUUGGAACUUUGCCUUGCCAAGAAGUACCCAGCCACAUUUGUAGGCUGCCUAGUGAAGUUCUGAGGCACAUCUUUGCCUUCCUCCCAGUGGAGGACCUCUACUGGAACCUCUGCUUGGUGUGCCACCUGUGGAGGGAAAUCAUCAAUGACCCACUGUUCAUUCCUUGGAAAAAGCUGUAUCAUCGAUACUUGAUAAACGAAGAGCAGGCUGUCAGCAAAGUGGAUGGCAUUCUCUUGAGCCAUGGCAUAGAAAAGGACUCAGACUUAUGUGUGCUGAACCUCGUACGAUAUAUAGCCACCAUCAAAUGCUCCCCAAGUGUAGACCCUGAGAAGGUGCUGUGGAGCCUGAGGGACCACCCUCUGCUUUUGGAGGCUGAGGCAUGCAUGCGUCAACAACUUCCUGACCUCUAUGCAGCUGCUGGGGGCAUUAAUGUCUGGGCCUUGGUGGCUGCCAUGGUGCUCCUCUCCAGCUGCGUGAACGACAUCCAGUACCUGCUGUUCUGCCUCAGGAGACCCAGUUCCACAGUGACCAUGCCAGAUGUCACCGAGACCUUGUACUGCAUAGCUGUGCUCCUUUAUGCCAUGAGGGAGAAGGGGAUCAACAUCAGCAAUAGGAUUCACUACAACAUUUUCUAUUGCCUAUACCUUCAGGAGAAUUCCUGUACUCAGGCCACCAAAGUUAAAGAGGAGCCAUCUGUCUGGCCAGGCAAGAAAACAUCUAUCCAACUAACACAUGAACAACAGCUGAUUCUGAACCAUAAGAUGGAGCCUCUCCAGGUGGUAAAAAUUAUGGCAUUUGCAGGCACUGGGAAAACCUCUACCCUGGUCAAGUAUGCUGAGAAGUGGUCUCAGAGCAGGUUUCUGUACGUCACAUUCAACAAGAGCAUCGCAAAGCAGGCAGAGCUGGUCUUCCCCAGCAAUGUCAUCUGCAAGACGUUCCACUCCAUGGCCUACAGUCACGUAGGGCGAAAGUACCAGCUGAAGAAGAAGUUGAAUCUCUUCAAGUUAACGCCCUUCAUGGUUAACUCCGUCCUUGCUGAAGGGAAAGGUGGAUUCAUAAGGGCCAAGUUAGUGUGUAAGACUUUAGAAAACUUCUUUGCGUCAGCUGACGAAGAGCCGACUAUUGAUCACGUGCCCAUAUGGUGCAAGAAUAGCCAAGGACAGAGAGUCAUGGUUGAGCAGAGUGAGAAACUGAAUGGUGUCCAUGAAGCAAGCCGACUUUGGGACAAUAUGCGGAAGCUGGAGGAAUGUAAAGAAGAUGCAUACCAAAUGACACAUGAUGGCUAUUUGAAACUCUGGCAGCUGAGCAAGCCUUUGCUUGCCUCUUUUGACGCCAUCUUUGUGGAUGAGGCCCAGGACUGUACCCCAGCUAUCAUGAACAUAGUUCUGUCUCAGCCAUGUGGGAAGAUCUUUGUGGGGGACCCCCACCAACAGAUCUAUACCUUCCGAGGUGCAGUGAACGCUCUGUUCACAGUCCCCCACACCCACGUCUUUUAUCUCACACAGAGUUUUAGAUUUGGCGUGGAAAUAGCUUAUGUGGGGGCUACCAUCUUGGAUGUCUGCAAGAGAGUCAGGAAAAAGACACUGGUUGGAGGGAACCAUCAGAGUGGCAUCAGAGGUGAUGUAAAGGGACAAGUGGCUCUGCUGUCCAGGACUAAUGCCAAUGUGUUUGAUGAGGCUGUACGGGUCACAGAAGGAGAGUCACCUUCAAGGAUACAUUUGAUUGGGGGAAUUAAAUCAUUUGGAUUGGACAGAAUCAUUGACAUUUGGACCCUUCUUCAGCCAGAGGAAGAACGGAGGAAACGCAACCUCAUCAUUAAGGACAGGUUCAUCAGAAGAUGGGUGCACAAAGAAGGCUUUAGUGGCUUCAAGAGGUACGUGACUGCUGCUGAGGACAAGGAGCUGGAAGCGAAGAUCGCAGUAGUUGAAAAAUACAAUAUCAGGAUUCCGGAACUAGUUGAAAGGAUAGAGAGAUGCCACAUAGAAGAUCUGGACUUUGCAGAGUACAUUCUGGGCACUGUGCACAAGGCCAAAGGCUUAGAGUUUGACACUGUGCAUGUUUUGGAUGAUUUCGUGAAAGUUCCUUGUGCCAGGCAUAAUCUUGCCCAGCUUCCUCACUUCAGAGUUGAGUCAUUUUCUGAGGAUGAAUGGAAUUUGCUGUAUGUUGCUGUUACUCGUGCCAAGAAGCGGCUCAUAAUGACCAAAUCACUGGAGAACAUCCUGACUCUGGCUGGGGAGUAUUUCUUACAAGCAGAGCUGACAAGUAACGUCUUGAAAACAGGAGUGGUCCACUGCUGUGUGGGGCAGUGCAACAACACCAUCCCCGUGGACACCAUCCUUACCAUGAAGAAACUGCCCAUCACCUAUAGCAACAGGAAGGAAAACAAGGGUGGCUACCUCUGCCACUCGUGUGCGGAGCAGCGGAUCGGGCCUUUGGCGUUCCUGACUGCCUCCCCGGAGCAGGUGCGCGCCAUGGAACGCACUGUGGAAGACAUAGUACUGCCCAGGCAUGAGGCCCUGCUCUUCCUUGUCUUCUGAGGCUGACUCCAUGUACUGAAGGAGCCAUGCUGGACUGCAUUCCUGCUCAUGGGAGACUCCGAGUUCAAUCACAGAGCAUUUUUGAGGAAGAAGAUACCAACUAGAGUUGGACCUGCCAUUUCUCCGUUCCUUACAGAUAGCCAGUUCCCACUUGCCUGUCUCUAUAUGCAUCAGGUCAGGGAGUGGGGAAAGUCCUUUUGAUAAAAAAAAAAUCAUUUUAUGUAUUUAAACUUUUAUUACAAGGUUUCAAUUAAAUCGGCAUUGCCCACUGGCAUGCCACUGUGAAGUCUA